Mugil cephalus (flathead mullet) is the source of this 1679-nucleotide messenger RNA. It is a transcript of the gene oaz1b, whose product is annotated as ornithine decarboxylase antizyme 1b. Gene Ontology annotation, cellular component: nucleus; cytoplasm. The record is from RefSeq and is a predicted model, not a curated record. Gene Ontology annotation, molecular function: ornithine decarboxylase inhibitor activity. Lineage: Eukaryota; Metazoa; Chordata; Actinopteri; Mugiliformes; Mugilidae. Gene Ontology annotation, biological process: positive regulation of protein catabolic process.
CCCGACUCUUUGACUGAUCACUACCCUGCCGAGCAUAGCAGAGAGCAGUCAGCUCGUCGUGUCUCUACCCGAGGCCGGAUGGUAAAAUCCAACCUCCAGCGGAUCCUAAACAGUCAUUGCUUUGCUCGCGAGAAAGAAGGAAAACAGCAGCCCAUUACUACCAUGGCGGAUUUAAGUAGCGGUAUCUGUGACAUGAUUGGGACCCUGUCCCUGCACUGUAGUAGUACCCGCGGCCCGGGGCCUCUGUGGUGCUCCGAUGCCCCUCUCCCACCCCUGAAGAUCCCAGGUGGGCGAGGGAAUGGCACACGGGAUCACACUCCUUCAGCUCGGCCUCUCUACUCGGACCGAGCGCUGACUGUAACGGAAGAGCCAGCAGGGAACGGACGCCCUGGCAUACUCCACUUCCAAAGCCGUCCCACCGUUACCAAGACAAUACAAUGGGAUGCCGUCUUAAGCAGCAGCGCUCUCUAUGUGGAGAUACCUCUUGACCCGCUCCCUGAAGGCAGCAAGGAGAGCUUUGCGGCUCUCCUGGAGUAUGCUGAAGAACAUCUGAAAGUCGUUAGCGUGUUUGUCUGCUUUUACAAGAACAGAGAUGAUCGUGCUAAACUAGUGCGUACCUUCAGUUUCCUGGGCUUUGAGAUUGUGAAACCGGGCCAUGCCCUCGUCCCACCUCGACCCGAUGUUUUCUUCAUGGCCUACAAUUUUGACAGGGACUCCUCGGACGAGGAGUAGCCCUCCGGACAACCUCUCCACCCUCUCUGCUUACACCUAAUUUUUUUCCUUCCCAUUGUAUGUUUUCCUCCCCCGUACAGUCCCGGCGCACGCGGUCAUCUGAUCCGUGUAAAACCGUGGACUGUAACUCUCUGUAUGCAAGUUCUCCCUCUCCCAUGCUUUUUGUGUUUAAGGGAACGCUUAAGUCGUUUUUUUUUUCCCCCUCCAGCAUCUAUAUAUGUGUGUUCUAUUAAAGUGUUCUCAUUGAAGAUUAAUUUGUGUUGACAUCUUAAAAAAAAAAAAGGAGGGAAUCUUGUUGUUUUGUUUCGUUUGUUUUUAACUUACAUUCAUAUUGCAGUCGUCAUUUCUUGUGUUUGUUUUGUUAUUUCCUUUAAUGACAAAUUAAGCUUCAUUUCAUGAAUGUACAACAAAAAAAAAAGGUCAUCAGGUUUUUACUCGGGGGGUACUCCAGCUUUCAUCCGAUUGGCUAAGUUUCAAAUUGAUUUCUCUCUCUGAACUGAAUCACCAACAUUUCAGUGGGACCAGUUAAAUUUUGUAGCACUAAUAUCCUCUUAUUAGUUAUUGUUAUUAUUAGGGAUUUUGAAACUUGCGUGCCCCAAUAAUUGGUACUUCACAGCCGGAUAGUGCACCCCGUUAGACUAGAGGUGGAGGGAGAAGACGAAUGCUGUUGCACGUGACUGAUGUAAGCGCUUCACUUAAGAUCUUGUGCGUUUAUUGGUACAAAAGAAAGUGAAUAAUCCAAAGUGCUUUUGCUUCUUUCUGCCAUGUAUAUCUGAUGUUAUUGUAGAGUUUUGUUUUGGAGGUUAAAAAAAUGCUGUGAUAUUAUGAUUGGAUUUUUGUUUUCAUGGAUUAGCAUUCCUUUUAACUUUCUUUCUUGAUAGUAUUGAGUUGUUCACCUGCAUAGUGGUACCUGUUGUGCUUCUGUGAUAAUAAAAGAACAAAACCAA